This is a messenger RNA of Cryptococcus deneoformans JEC21, 1057 nucleotides long. RefSeq lists its product as hypothetical. Gene Ontology annotation, molecular function: protein dimerization activity; DNA-binding transcription factor activity. The record is from RefSeq and is a predicted model, not a curated record. Bases 41 to 952 code for a protein of 303 amino acids. Lineage: Eukaryota; Fungi; Basidiomycota; Tremellomycetes; Tremellales; Cryptococcaceae. The transcript is spliced from 3 exons. Gene Ontology annotation, cellular component: nucleus.
CUUUGUUGUUCCCAUUCACUGAACGCAACGACCAUCCACCAUGCCAGACCCCGAACUAUCGCCCAUAGACCCGGCCCUCCAGCAACCAACCCUCAACUCCAUACAGGAGGCCCACGAUUCGUCAGGUGUCAAUCCCCUCAAUGAGUUUGCCCAGCAGGUACUCGGAAGAGAGGCCGAUGCUGAGAAUUUACUCGACUUUGGGCGGGCCCACUCAAUACUUGGAGAGGAGCAGACAUUUGGAGAUUUACUGCAGGCAGAAAGAAGAAAAGAUGGGGAAGAUGAAGAUGAUGUUGAUGCUGACAGGCAUAUGGAACAUCACGAACAUGGUCAUGAACAUGUCCAUGAAGGGCACCUGCAGGGUCAGGAGGAGGAUGUGCAUUACAUGGCGGAGAACGUAGAGCAAGUCAUGGAUCCGCUUCCAGGGCGCGCUAGGGGUAUACGCCAAGCGAAGAAAAGAAGAGUAGGGGACGACGUAAUCGACGGCGAUGGCCAAAUAAUAGAUCCUCUGGAAUAUGCCAAAAGCCGAAAGGAUAACCACAGAGAAGUAGAAAGCCGGCGGAGGCAAGCUAUAGCGGAUGGUAUCGCUGAGAUUGCCCAACUUCUUCCUAGUCCCCCAGCCCCGAAAGAAGGGAAAGGGCAACUUCUCAAACGAGCCGUUACGUAUAUCCACGAAUUAUUGGGAAAGAUUGCACGAGGCGUGGAGGAAAUUGCGCAGGUUGAGCAAGAAAAACAAAAGCUUCGGAUGGACAUUGCGCAUCUCGAGGCCCGGCUAGCCGAUGAGCGAUCGCGCUCCAUACGCUUUGAGUCUUCCUGGCGACAGGCAGAGGAUUUGGCUGCGAGCAGUAAUUUUGAACUGGAGAGGCUAAAAGCAGAGCUUGAGAAGCUGAAAGCGGAAGCGGAGCCUGCAGAAGAUCAAUUAUUACCGGCAGAAGCGGCGCGGGAGGAGGAAUAGGAAACAUUCAUUGUUUGUGAUUCGUGUGGGAUAUGGCUGCAUGAUGUAGGUGUUCGUCGAAAUCCAAUAAUCAGUAUGCGUGUAUGUAUCUAUGAGAAGAUCGGC